CUGUCACGUGACGCGCGACUCACCAUGGCGUUGGAGCAGUUCAGCAGACACAGGAUCAGCAGCACGAACCACCGCCUCUUGUACACUUUGAAGAACAGCAGCUUCUUCAGCUCCACGUUCGGCUCCCUGGGAACAUCACAGGAGGAAGAGGAGGAAGAAGAGGAGGCUUCACCGCCAUUCGUGCCAGCGCCAUUCUCCUCCAUUGGAAGAAGUUGUGUUGACCGGGCGGCGGCAGUUAGCUAACUCCGCUCUGCGGUGGACACGAUCUCCCGGGAAAUCCAGGCUCCAAUGAGAGGCUCUCCAUGAUGAGGAGCUAACACUGUCGGCCGUACAACCGCAGGAAGAGACGUGGCUGCUGCACCAUCCACAGUCGACGCAUGGCGGUAUUAGGGAACCCCGACAUGCUGACGAGGAAGAUAAAGCUGUGUCACAUCAACGCCCACAUCACAUGUCGUCUGUGUGAGGGCUACCUGAUCGACGCCACCACCGUCACCGAGUGCUUACACACCUUUUGUAGAAGUUGUCUAGUGAAAUAUCUGGAAGAAAACAACACGUGCCCCACGUGUAGGAUUGUUAUUCAUCAGAGCCAUCCACUGCAGUACAUCGGCCAUGACAGAACAAUGCAAGACAUUGUCUACAAGUUGGUACCGGGACUUCAAGAGGCGGAGAUAAAGAAGCAGAGAGAUUUCUAUCAGAAGUUGGGGAUGGAGGUGCCCGGAGACAUUAAAGGGGAACUUUGCAACAUGAAGACUCUUCUGGAUCAGCGCAAUGGCGACGCAAAAUCAGAGGACACCGCCCACAAGGAGGCGGGAGAGGAGAAACCAGAGGAGGACAACGACUACCACCGUAGUGACGAGCAGGUCAGCAUCUGCCUGGAGUGCAACAGCAGCAAGCUACGAGGGCUGAAGCGCAAGUGGAUCCGCUGCUCGGCACAAGCCACGGUCCUGCACCUCAAGAAGUUCAUCGCCAAAAAGCUUAACCUGACAUCGUUUAACGAGCUGGACAUUUUAUGCAAUGAGGAAAUCUUGGGGAAGGACCACACUUUGAAAUUUGUCGUCGUGACAAGAUGGAGAUUUAAGAAAUCCCCCCUCCUGCUCCACUACAGACCCAAGAUGGAUCUGCUGUAGCGAAAACGGACACAACGGUUGUUUCUUUCCUUUUUGUUUUUUAUAAAUAUUUUUAAUUUCAGGUCCGGUGACUGCAGACUGUGCCGAAACUUCUUCUUCUUCUUCUUCUUCUUUUUAAAUUUUUUUUUUAUUUAUGCAAAGACGAUCAACCAACACCAAGCAAAACGCCCGACAGUAAAAAAAAACAAAACACAACAUAAAUCAGCAUAAGCCAGCAAACGGGGGAACAAACACACAACCACAGAACUGGAAACCUCCAGCACAGACUCUGCAACACUCCUGUUUUGUUUUUUUAAGGAACUACAACAACCAUUUUUUGUUUUUUGUUUGUUUGUUGUCCGCUACAUCCUUGAUAUGUGAACAAAAUGGAAAAAAAGAAAAAAAAAAUUGAGAGAAAGCAUAUAUUUAUACUUUUGUACAGAAGAGACACAUUGAACCAAGACACUACCGGUGCUCUGUUUACACGCAAACAAGAUGUCUGGAAUCCCGUGACUGUGGUUUUUUGAGCUCCGUGCAGAUUUCAUCCUCCCGAGACGAAGACUGGACGGAGAGGAGGACGUUUUCUUUUUUAUAUAUAACAAAAGGUUUCUGUUUUUUUUUUUUAAAUUUCCUGUCACAAUCCACUUGACACGUCUGGGGAGCACAGAAAGUUUUAUGGAAGAUUUAUAACAGGCAUCGAUUUCAAGUACAAUUGUCUCAGAAUUCCUUUUUUUCCUUUUCCAUUUCAUUUCGUUGGCUUUGUCUAAUUUGCUAAUGGGUUCUUGAUGAUUGUCAAUUGUGAAUAGGCUAAAACAUUUUUGUUGUGUAGUAAUUUAUGUUCUAUAUACCGAUAUUGUACAUAAAAUGUCAUUACAGAUAGAGAGAGAGAGAGAGAGAUUGAAGAGAGUAAGAGAGACUUUAGACUGUUAAAAAGAAAAGAGUGGAUCCCAGAAGAGUUUUCUAUAUGUCGGGCAAAUAAAAAGAAAAGUGUCCAGAGGUUUAAAAAUGAGGAUUUUAAAAGACAGACUCACUAUCAGUAUCAAAAAUAUAUAAAUGCAUCUUUAUGCUGUCUGACACAGACACAAGACAAAUAUCAAGUCCCUUGCAGUGUGCAUGUGUGUGUGUGUGUGCGCGCGCGCGUGUGUGUGUGUGUGUUACGAGACUUUAGGGCGAACAAGCAGAAAGCUUCCCAUCCCCCCCCCCCGUGCUCCUCAUCUCCCUCCUGUAGAGUUCAGUUAUUGUUCAUUUGCUCAUCAUCAACAAUUCCUUUCUCCCCGAUGACUAAACACUGGUGUGUGUAAACCCAGUUCAUUCUACUGGUUUCAGUCUCGAUCUUAUUUGGAUUUCGCAUCAUUCAGACCUGAGUAUCCGUCCUUGUGUUUCCACUCGUUCAGUGAAAACUGAUACAGCCACAUGUUGUUGUUGUUGUUGUUGUUGUUGCUCCGACGCAGAGUUUGUUUUGGAAAUUUACCACAAACUACUUUAAAGCAACACAACGUUACUUCUGGUGAGCAGCAGCGCCCCCUGCAGCCAAUGGAUAUUACCCAUGAUCCUCUGCUUCCUGAACCAGGAGAGCUACUUAAAGAAAGUUUCUCCAGUUCAGCUUUAUUCUUCCACUUCCUGGACCUGAUUAAUAUUGUUAUUGAUAAUUGAAGUUGCGACUGAUUUGAAUGCAGAUUAAAUUCAUUUCACAUAGAACAGAUGUUUAACGAAGAAGUUUCAAAGUUUUGCUUUAAACCAGUCCAGUUUGUCUUCACCCCCCCCAGUAGAGCAUGUCACCCUUUUUUAUAUUUUUUGCCCAAAUUAAAUUCUGGUUUUCAGUAUCGAUAUUUUCUCGAUCAGAUCCCUGAUGUCCCCGCUGCACGGUGCUGGUAGAUUUCAGUUUGUCCUCACUGCCAGUUGCAAAUGUUCAAAGUUACAAAGUGUUAAAGAGCGUUUUUUCUAAAAGUGGCGUGAUUUAUUAAUCAGUAUAAAACCUGGAAUUCUUUUUUGCAGAAUAGCUAGUGUUCGAUAAUGUCGACUUCGCAGGACAACAUUUUUUUUCUGAGAAGCUACUCGCAAAUUCAGGGUCCGCACAGGGGGCGGAGGUUUUUUCUGAACAUUUUGAUAUUGAAAUUCUGAAUAAAAAAAAAUGGCCCCAGUUGGGUCAUUUGGUGCUGAUGCGUGUCUGUUUCUAGUCGUACGGUUGUUCUUUCUACUGUCACACUGCAAAAACCAAUGUUCUGUCCAAUGAGAGAAAAUGUCUUUAUCUCACAACUGCUCAACUGUCUUCAAAACAACGUGAAACACAACUGGAUCCUUAACAAAACGCCAUGUCUGACCUCAAGUAUGAUUACCUCACCUGACCCGUGUGGUCAGAGGUUGAAUUACAAUGAUUUACCCUCUGCAUUGUAUCUGCCCACAGCCAGAUGUUUUCUAUGUGUUCACACGCAGGGCUCCUCCUCAUCUGCACAUCGUCCCUCAAACUUUAUCAAUUGGAUAAAAGCUCUUAAUCUAUUUACCUGCAAUAUUUAUAUUUUUUGCAUGGAAGAGUAAAUUACGUCGUGCACAUAUUGUGUUGGAUUUGGAGAUGUAAUGAGAUGUGUAGGAACCCUGCUGCAUCAGGACCUAUAUGACUUGUGUGUGAAAUCAGCGUCUUUAAAGCCGACAGGUCGGUUCCAAACCAGCUCUACCAAAACCCUCCAGUCUGCAUGUGUCACUGCUGAUGGGAACCGAAAUAUGUCAAGGCCCCAAAUCCGGUUAAAUACGUCAACUGGCCAUUGUUUUUGUUUUUUUUAUAAUGCUGGAGCUGAAAUCGUGAAAAGCAAAAGGUGAAAUGCAAACAGCUUUCUGAUCUGAUUUAGGAAAAUUUGAAUAAUUUGCAGUAAAAAAAGCAUAAAUAAGGUUUAUUGGCUCUUAACCAACAAAUUUAAAGCCAACAAACGGUACAAAAUUCACGAUAAAACCAGAAACAAGGAGCCCGACGUGUUUGGUCAGAUCCUGGAUGUGUGUGUUCUGUCAAAUCCCUGCACACGUGAUGUGAGCCCUGUUUGAAAUGAGGCCGGUGGGGAGUUGACCCUGAGGUCAAGUUCAUGUUCUCAGACUCGUCCUGUAGCUGUCGUCACCUCCUGUAAACGUUCAGGAGGAAUUCUCUCAUUCCUUCAUCCUCUGUUUUCCUCAUGUGAUAAAGAUGUAAAGAAAAACCAACAACAACAAGGUGCUACUUUUAAAAAACAACGACUACAAACUAAAUGUUUUGCAGAACAUCUUUUUAUUCCUCUUUCCGUUUCACUCCGUGACUUUCACACGGCACCAGUCUCACAAACAAUGAUUCAUUUUCAAUAUGUCAGAAUGUGAAUUCACUUUGUCGCAAAAAGUUUUGAAACUGAAACAACUUUGGAAAGAAAAGUGUGAAACGAC
Messenger RNA from Pleuronectes platessa (European plaice), 4505 nucleotides. RefSeq names its product polycomb group RING finger protein 3. The transcript is spliced from 10 exons. NCBI's taxonomy places the organism in Eukaryota, Metazoa, Chordata, Actinopteri, Pleuronectiformes, Pleuronectidae. Bases 378 to 1127 code for a protein of 249 amino acids. Gene Ontology annotation, cellular component: PRC1 complex. The record is from RefSeq and is a predicted model, not a curated record. Gene Ontology annotation, biological process: regulation of transcription by RNA polymerase II.